GCCUGUUAUUAGCAGAUUGUGUCGUAAUGUUAUCAAAUACAUGUCGCCUCUUGUGCUUCCUUCUGUUGGCGCACGCGAAUUGUCUCGAAAAUCCGAGCGUCAUAAUAAUCGGAGCCGGAGCAGCCGGAAUAGCCGCAGCGACCCGGCUGUACAAACACGGCGUGAGGAAUGUGACGGUCUUGGAAGCCGAAGGUAGAAUCGGUGGACGAAUUUAUAGUGUGCGACUCGGUGAUUCGUACAUCGACCUAGGGGCGCAAUGGUGCCAUGGUGAGCAGGAUAAUGUGGUUUACUCGCUUGUCAAGGACUUGAAGAUUUUGAAGCGCGACGAUCAGGCAGCGGAACUGUAUCAUUCCCGCCUCGAGGCCGUCGACCAGGCGUUCGCUAAAAGUCUGGCCGAAAUAAUUGACGUGAACGGUUUAGAAGACAACAUCCAGCCCAAUCUGACUGUGGGGGAAUACUUGACAAACAUUUACCAGAAGGCGGUAUUGGCAACGUGGCAAAGUGGUUCCGAGCGAAAGUUGGCGGAGGAAUGCCUGGAGGUAUUUCACAUGCAGAUACUGGCCGAAAAUGGAGCUCCCUCCUGGUUUAACAUAUCGGUUGACGAUGACUAUGAGGUGUGUUCAGGACACCAGCAGCUUAGCUGGGGUACUUUGGGCUACAAUACCAUCAUCGAGGUUCUGCUUCGAACAGUUCCCGAUUCCAGAAUGACUGACAGGAUCCUUUUGGAUAAAGAAGUAAUUGCAGUCAACUGUAGUGAUAUCAGUUGCGUGGUGACCUGUUCCGAUGGCACUCACUACACUGGUGAUCAUGUAAUCUUCACCAGCUCCCUCGGUGUACUAAAGAGCAAUCGCGUGCACUUCACACCAGAACUCCCCAGUGAGAAAGCAAUCGCAAUUCGAUCUUUGGGAUUCGGAGUGGUUGGCAAAAUUUUCCUGUAUUACUCUAACAGGUGGUGGGGCGAAGGUUUUUCCGGCGCCGCUUUCGUCUGGGACAAAGAUGAGAUAGCGAAAUCAGCGGAAAUGCACCCAGAAGGACCGAAAAAGGGAGGAAGGUCAUGGAUCACUGGUGUUUUGGAAGUCAUCCCGGUCCUUGGUAUCCCCAACAUCCUAUCGGUCUGGUGCGUCGGCGAAUUUGUUCCCGAAAUUGAAAACGCCUCCAACGAGACAAUUAUCAAUGGAGUUAUGUACCUACUGAGGACGUUCUUAAGGAACGACUACCCCAAUGUAACAGCCCCGGAUGCAAUCUUGAGGCACAAUUGGUACUCUGAUCCUCACUUCCUCGGCACUUACUCAUUUACUACCGUUGAGUCUCGACGUUUGCGCGAAUCUCAACGGGCGGUUUUAUCUAAGCCGGUCCUGUCGCGGAAUGGCAGCCCCGCGCUCCUCUUCGCUGGCGAAGCUACAAGCUCUACUCACUACGCGACCGUUCAUGGUGCGAUAGACAGUGGUUUUAGGGAGGCCGAUCGAUUGGCGAUGCACUACAGAUUGACUGCCUAAUAAAACAUAAUGUCCUUCUGCACAUGAAACAAUAGCUGUUUGUAACAAAAAAAAAUACUGGCGCGCUUAA
Photinus pyralis (common eastern firefly) is the source of this 1566-nucleotide messenger RNA. RefSeq names its product spermine oxidase-like. NCBI's taxonomy places the organism in Eukaryota, Metazoa, Arthropoda, Insecta, Coleoptera, Lampyridae. The coding region runs from base 27 to 1496 and encodes 489 amino acids. The transcript has 4 exons. The record is from RefSeq and is a predicted model, not a curated record. Gene Ontology annotation, molecular function: polyamine oxidase activity.